This is a messenger RNA of Bursaphelenchus okinawaensis, 1416 nucleotides long. The record is from the annotation of a GenBank genome assembly. Lineage: Eukaryota; Metazoa; Nematoda; Chromadorea; Rhabditida; Aphelenchoididae.
AUGGGCUCGAAAUACAUUCCGAAGAAGAAGAAUCAAGUCCCACAAGCACCAAGUGAUCCAGACGUGGAGUGGGAGAACCAUCUUUUACUACGAGUACCUCAGGAGUACGCGGAUCGAGUACGAGAGUUCUGCACCGAUGCCAAUCCGGACGAUCACUUCAACAUCAACUUUCAUCCCGAACUGAGGAAAGGAACGUUACACUUGGGCAGAGAGACGUUGCACUUCACUAUCUAUGAUCUGCCUUGUAUUAUUGAGGUAAGGAGGGGUGGGGAGUAAUGUUUUUUGGUAAAUAAUGGCUGGCGGGCGUAGUAAAUGAGGAUUUUUCUAAUUUUUAAAGGUUGUUCAAGGCCGAGAGGACGAUGUUAAGACUUAGAAGAGGGUCACAGUGACUUACGAAAUAUUUUUUUUAAAAGACGAUUGGGUAUGUGUUGAAAACGACAGCUUUUAAAAACUUUGGUUUAAGAGAUAACAGAUGACAUUUUUCAUUAGAAAUGAGAAUUUUAUGACAUUUUUCUUUAGUAAUGAGGAUUUUUUCUAAAUUUUGAUUUUUUUCCAAAUUAGCAUUAAAAACAUUACUUUAGGUAAUGAAAACCCUGGACAAUGUGAAUGUAUACAAAGUGGCCGACCUAGCCCAGAUCUUAAUUUGCUCUGAGAAACCGGUGCCAGAACCAACUUUCAACGACCUAAAUGGCUCAGACCCAACCAAAGUUGAAUCGAUUAUCAAACAGAAAAAGGAAAAGUUUUAUCAGUAUCCACAUGGAGUGGCACCCUCGUUAAAGAAUGUCAGAAAGCGAAGAUUCAGAAAGACAAAGAAAAAGAAGUACAUGGACGCACCUGAGAUCGAUAAGGAGGUCAAGAGGUUACUACGGUAAGGAGGAGCAUUUUAGGAUAAAGAAUACCCUACCAUUGCUUUUCUUUGGUCAUAUACUUUGUUUUGCUUUUCAUCACUUUACUGUAAUUUUAUAUUUUCAAUUACGUUACUGUACAUUCUACUCUAUUACCAAAUUCAGAUCUGACCUUGAAGCAGAAUCCGUUCGUUGGGAAGUGGUCAACGUUGACCAAGAAGCCAAAGUCCCAGCCUCAUCCCAAAUCCCAGCAGCAAAGCCAGAAGACCCGAAUGUAUCUCAAGAACCUCAGCCUUCAGCAUCGUCGGCUUCUGAAUUACCAACCACAUCAAAGACGGUUCAGUUCGACGACGAAGACAGCCAGAUGCCAGCAGAACAAGUAAUCCCAGACGACGAUGAUUUGGACGAUUCUGAUGACGAUGACGAAGCACUUCAGAAUGCAAUGAAGCGGGCUACGUUAGAUCCGCAAGACGAAGAUACGAUGGAUGCACCUCCACGACAGAUCAUUGUUACGGAUGAUGUGAUUGGAGAGUUGUCAACUUCAAGUGAUGAGGAUGAGGAAGAAGAGUGA